CUCUCAUUUUCUUUUAUCCAACCAAGUAAGCCUCCAAUUCAUCGUUCGCCUGACCGUAGAUCGAUCUCAAUUCAGAGAAUUCUACUCUGCUUUUGGCUCUGUAUCCACACAUCUUAUAUGCAAUUUAGAGGAACCAAGCAGAGGUGGAUAUUGUACAAAAGGGGCAUUUUAGAUUCACUUUCUCUGGUUUUGUUGAGAGGGAACGUUCCAUGAAUAUCAACAGAGACGAGGCUCUCAGAGCCCAAUCUUUAGCAGAAUCUUUAAUGCAAAAGUCUGACUUCACCGCCGCUCGCAAGCUCGCCAUCAAGGCUCACAGCAUGGACUCCACCUUGGAGAACAUAUCUCACAUGACCAUGGUCUGCGACGUGCACUGCGCUGCCUCCACGGAGAAGAAGAAGAUGUUCGGUAACAACGAGAUGGACUGGUACGGGAUACUUCAGGUCGACACGAACGCUGACGAUACCAUCAUCAAGAAACAGUACAGAAAGCUGGCGCUUCUUCUCCACCCUGAUAAAAACAAGCUCCCCGGUGCUGAGUCCGCUUUUAAACUCAUCGGUGAAGCUCAGAGGAUGCUUUUGGAUAAAGACAAGAGGAUGGUUCAUGAUGCUAGACGCAGAACAAGGCCUGCACCAGCACCAGCAUCAUCGUAUAGGCCCCAACAACAGGUGCCUAGUUAUUAUCGUGCGCAGCAGGCGAGUGUUGAUAUGAGGAAUGUGUUCAACGGGGUGAGACCAGAGAAUAUGCGUCAUCCUCCUCAGCAACCAACGGCUUUUAGUCAACGGCGGUCAACGUUUUGGACGUCUUGUCCGUUCUGCGGGAGCAGGUAUGAGUAUGGAAGGGAGCAUAUCAAUAGAGAAGUUGCUUGCCACCAGUCUUGCAAGAAACAGUUCAUUGCUUUUGAAGUCGCUUUUGUACCACCGGCGAAUGGAUCGUAUAAUCAUCAGACUACUUCUUCUUUCAUGUUUCCAGGCCAAAGGGCUUCUUGUCCUGAGCCUCACAAGCGUCCAGAUGAUGCUGCGACGGCUUCUACUGCGGGAGACAAUAAGGGAAAGAGGAAGAGAAAGGAUAUGGAUGAAGUUAGCGAAAGCUCUGACAGUGAAAGUAGUAGCGAAUCAGAAGAUGAUGAUGAUACUAUGGCAGGAGGGGAUAUGGGGUCCAAUGGAGGAGGGCAGGAGCGUCGGAGGUCAGUACGUAGCAAGCGUCAGGUCUCUUAUAAUGAGGGUUUGAGCGAUGACGAUGAUGUUGACUUAGCCAACGACAUUGGGGAAGGGUCUGGUAAAAAUGUAGAUGCUGAAAAGGGAGAAGAGGCAGAAGAGGAUCAUCAUGACCAGUCUACUGAAACCUUAAACCCAAAGGAGAAGAUACAAGAAGAGAGGUUAGAUGAUUGGGAGGAAGAGGAUUCAGGUUUAGGAGGUGAAGCAGCAGAAGAACCAAAUGUAAUCAACUGUGAGGAUCCUGAGUUUUCUGACUUUGAUAAGUUGAGGGAGAAGAGCUGUUUUGAUGUUGGUCAGGUAUGGGCUUUGUAUGAUGAAGGAGAAGGGAUGCCUAGAUUUUAUGCUGUGAUAAGAGAAGUCGCAAAUCCAAAAUUCUCGGUUAAGUACGUAUGGUUAGAGCCCGGUGAAGAGGAUGAAACACGAGGUUUGCCUGUGUCUGUUGGUAGCUACGUACUUGGGGACGAGGGGAAGACGAGUAGCUGUGACUUAUUCUCUCAUUUGGUCCAAAUCAAGACGAGAAGGAAUGCUCGGAACUUUAAGGUGUUCCCGGGGAGAGGAGAAACGUGGGCUCUUUUCAAGAACUGGGACGUGGGUUCUCCUCGUGAGUAUGAGUUUGUUGAGAUACUGUCUGAUCAUGGGGAGGGAGCAACGGUAUCUGUGGGGUUCUUGUCUAAAGUGGAAGGGUUUAAAUAUGUGUACAGUCCAAUGCCAGAGGAGGAAGCUGACAUUUUUGAGAUUCCGCCUCAUGAGUUGUUUAGAUUCUCGCAUAGGGUUCCGUCGUUUAGAUUGAAGGGAACAGAAGGGAGAGGUGUGUUGGAAGGUUGGUAUGAGCUUGAUCCAGCUGCUUUGCCAGGUCCUUGCUCUCAGAAUAAUAUAUCAGAAGAAGAAGAAGCAGCAGCAACUCAAGACCAUCAAUCUCCACAUUCAGGAUCUGCUUGUUGAUGUUAUGUUGUGUCCAUGACUUGCUCAAAUCACAAAAGAAAACAGGAGCUCAUCCCCAGAGGCCUUUUGUUAAAGCUUGAUGAGAUACCUCUUUGUUGUCCUGUGAUAUGGUCAAGUCAUGAUUUAGAGAUUGUUUAGUUUGUUUGUAGCUAAGCCCCUUUGAGUUUUUUAUUUUUUUUUAGUUUUACUCAGACUUGUAGCUUAACCCACAUUGUUGCUACUGUAAGAGACUAGUAUCCAUCUUCACUUUGUAAAAUAGCACCAGUUUCAUCUUCUGUCAUGGAGUAAUGUCUUGUGAUUGAUGUUCCAA
Messenger RNA from Raphanus sativus (radish), 2466 nucleotides. RefSeq lists its product as uncharacterized. The transcript has 2 exons. The coding region runs from base 210 to 2156 and encodes 648 amino acids. The record is from RefSeq and is a predicted model, not a curated record. Lineage: Eukaryota; Viridiplantae; Streptophyta; Magnoliopsida; Brassicales; Brassicaceae.